Molecule: messenger RNA, 3293 nt
Organism: Mus pahari (shrew mouse)
Lineage: Eukaryota; Metazoa; Chordata; Mammalia; Rodentia; Muridae
Gene: Fbxw8
Product: F-box and WD repeat domain containing 8
Exons: 11
Coding region: 55-1854 (599 amino acids)
Biological process (GO): cilium assembly; protein ubiquitination
Cellular component (GO): centriole; ciliary basal body; Cul7-RING ubiquitin ligase complex
Molecular function (GO): protein binding
Source: RefSeq, a predicted model, not a curated record
UCCGUCCCCAUUCUGGCAGCCCCUGGGUGCCGCGUCGGCCUGGGCGCGUCAAGCAUGGACGACCGUGACCUGGAGGAGUUCCGCCGGUGCUGGCAGGACGAGUUGGCGCAGUCGCAGGCGCUGAGGCGGCGGCGGCGACGGCUCGAGGCUGGCGAGCGGCGAUCGCCGCGGAGGCCCGAGGCGGGAGCGCGGAGCGAGCCGGCCUCGGGCUACCUGGGGCUGGCGCAGGGGCUGCUGGAGGGCGCGGGCCGAGCCCCAGCGCCCAGGCCCGGUCGGGGAUGCGACCGGAAGGAUGCGUCCAGCCGAUCGCGCUCACCCCCGGACCGCGACGCCGCCGAGCCCGAGCCGCUGGUGGAUCAGCUCAUCCGCGACCUGAACGAGAUGGAUGAUGUGCCCUUCUUUGAUGUCCAUCUGCCUUAUGAACUGGCCAUCAAUAUAUUCCAGUAUCUGAACAGAAGAGAGCUGGGGCUGUGUGCUCAGGUGAGCAAGACAUGGAAGGUGAUUGCCGAAGAUGAGGUGCUGUGGUACCGGCUGUGCCGACAGGAGGGGCACCUUCCCCACAGCAGAUUCUCCGAUUACACCUGCUGGAAGCUCAUCUUGCAAGAGUGCCUCGCCAAGGAACACACAUUAAGAGCCAACUGGAAGAAUCGCAAAGGGGCCGUGAGCGAGCUGGAGCAUGUUCCUGACGCUGUUUUGUGUGACGUGCGUUCUCACGAUGGUGUUGUCAUCGCUGGAUACACGUCAGGGGACGUGCGGGUGUGGGACACCCGCACCUGGGACUAUGUGGCCCCCUUCCUGGAGUCUGAGUCUGAGGAGGAGGAUCCUGGAAUGCAGCCAUAUGUCUCCUUUGUGAGGAUCAACAGCUCGCUGGCAGUGGCGGCUUACGAGGAUGGGAUUCUCAACAUUUGGGACCUGAGAACCGGGAGGUUCCCUAUCUUUCGCUUUGAGCAUGAUGCAAGAAUACAAGCCCUUGCACUGAGCCAGGAAAAGCCCAUUGUUGCCACAGCUUCUGCUUUUGACGUUGUGAUGCUGUACCCCAAUGAGGAGGGGCAUUGGCAUGUGGCCUCAGAAUUUGAAGUUCAGAAACUGGUUGACUACCUUGAAAUAGUUCCGAAUACUGGGAGGUACCCUGUGGCCAUAGCCACGGCCGGGGACCUGGUGUACCUGCUGAAGGCCGACGACUCAGCCAGAACCCUUCAUUAUGUCUAUGGCCAGCCUGCCACGUGUCUGGAUGUCUCAGCCAGCCAGGUUGCCUUUGGAGUGAAGAGUCUGGGAUGGGUGUAUGAAGGAAACAAGAUCCUGGUGUACAGCCUGGAAGCAGAGCGCUGCCUCUCAAAGUUGGGCAAUGCACUUGGAGACUUCACCUGUGUCAACAUCCGGGAUAGCCCUCCCAACCUCAUGGUCAGUGGCAACAUGGACAGGAGAGUGAGGAUCCAUGACCUCCGCAGCGACAAGGUCGCCCUGUCGCUGUCUGCCCAUCAGCUGGGGGUGUCCGCAGUCCAGAUGGACGACUGGAAGGUGGUCAGUGGAGGCGAGGAGGGGCUGGUGUCUGUGUGGGAUUACCGCACAAACCAGAAGCUGUGGGAGGUGCACUCCAGGCACCCUGUGCGCUAUCUCUCCUUCAAUAGCCACAGCCUCAUCACCGCCAACGUGCCCUACGAGAAGGUGCUGCGAAACUCCGACCUCGACAACUUUGCCUGUCACAGGAGGCACCGCGGCCUGAUCCACGCCUAUGAAUUUGCUGUGGACCAGCUGGCCUUUCAGAGCCCCCUUCCUGUCUGCCGCUUACCCCGUGACAUCAUGGCUGGAUACAGCUAUGACCUCGCACUGUCUUUCCCCCAUGACAGUAUUUAGGGUGUCACCUCAUGUAGACCGUGGAAAGGGCGGUUUUACAAAUAUUAGAGUUGGAGAGAGGCUCUGCAGCACAUGGUGGGAGUUUGGGGACAGUGUCCUGUGUGCCUGCGGCCACACAGCCCUGUUGCCCUGUACAGAGCCGAAUUCCAUUGCUGCCUUCCCCCUGCUCCUCCUCGGGCUUUGGUAGGACUGGCUGAUGACUCAGAAUUCACCUUUCCAGGGGUGGCUCCUCCCCCUCAGCCUGUGGCAGCAGUGAGUGAUUCCCUCCCUCGUUCCACAGGCCAGGGACACGGGGCCUUCACUCGCACUGUCUCCUGGGCGUGGUGCUGAGUGUGGAACCAGAGUCUCACACACAUAGGCAAGCAUCGGCCUCCAAGCUGCCUCCCCAGCUCAAAGUCCAGCCCCUCCUCAGGGGGUCACACAGUUGAUAAUUAUAGUGCCAUCUUACCUGUAGGAGCUGUCCUGUCCUGAACAUGUGCUAUGAAGGAGACAGCCACCCUUCCUGCAGAGGGAAAGGGACAUUGCACAGGGAUGGGGUUGGGGUCAGUCUUUCUUCCUGACAAACACAGCCGUAGCUCACCCACUCUGUCUUCAGAGUGUCGCGGGCAAAUCCACACACACUGGCCAGGAGACCCAGUCAGAGCUCCUCAGGCACCUAACACGCCUGCACAGAGGUCACCAGGUCUCAGGAGGCAGAGUCCCUCUUCCAGGGAACACCAGCUCAAAAAACAAGUGGGCUGGCAAACUCCACAUUGGGUCUGCUGAGAGAGCAAGAAAAAGGGAGAGGGGGGCACCAUGGGAUGGAUGGAGCCCAAGCUGGCAGCAACAAGGUGCUGGAAGGCCCGAGAGGGUGUGCACUGCCCUCACCCAGCCCUGGUGGCCUGCUCCUGUGUGCUGGGAUGGAGUCUGGUGGGUUUGUGGCAUGAUCUCAGAUCUUGACAUGGAGGCCUCUCCCUUGCAGAACCCUUCCACAGCACUUCAAAGUGCCCAGGGCAACUCACCUCCCUAUCGCUGGGCUGGCGCCCCCUGCUGGCCUGGUCUUGCUGUGUCCUCACUCAAGCUUUCCCAAUCCUGAGUUGUCCACUGGAGACAUUUCUGUCAGAGAAAUGGCUGUGCAGUCAGCUCCCUUCUGGGCUUCGCAGCCAUGAAAGGCCACUGAAGAGCAGAGGUGACUAGUUUCAAGCGGGCAUGCCCUCCUAGCCCCCAGUCCCCACCCCCUCCCCCCACAGAGCAUCUGUCCUCCCUGGCUCCUGGGGUUGCUGCCACUGCACCUGCUUCCAGGGUGGGGGACAGGCGGGCUCCCUUAGCUCCCUGUGCUGCCUCUGAAGCCAGAAGACAUUAGGACACAUCCCUGGGAGCCAGAGGUGGCCACACAUCUGUAGCUUGCCUUUUGCCUUAAGCGGCCACAUCUGCUCUGUUAUUAAAGGUUCUACACUGAC